Olea europaea var. sylvestris is the source of this 2024-nucleotide messenger RNA. Its product is annotated as transcription factor GTE7-like. The record is from RefSeq and is a predicted model, not a curated record. Gene Ontology annotation, molecular function: protein binding. NCBI's taxonomy places the organism in Eukaryota, Viridiplantae, Streptophyta, Magnoliopsida, Lamiales, Oleaceae. The coding region runs from base 219 to 2024 and encodes 601 amino acids. The transcript is spliced from 3 exons.
UCUAAUCCUCGCCCAAUUCCUUCAAACACUAGCUCAAUCAUAAAUACUGCCCCGUUUUAUUUUUCCACAAAUAAUAGCCUGCAGGCGAUCGGAAUACUUUUUUGGGGGAAGAUUUUGGUGAGCGCUUUGCCAUAAGUGAAAAAUCAGUUGAAUAAAAUUAUACAUGUUUUUGGAUCGGAGAUUUGCCGGAGCUGAGGUGAGCCCUGCCGGUGCUAUUCAUGGCAUAUGCUGUCUUGGCUAGCCAGAAUGAAUCGAGCUGGGUACAUAUGGGGAAAAUUCCUUACUCAAAUCCUCACUUGAAAUCAAACCCUAACCCUAACCCAAAGAAAAAGCAAAAGCAAUUCCACAAUUCAAGCAGUAAUGAAGGCGGCCGGUGCAACGAUGAUUUUCCUGCUGCAACGCAGGCCGACGAUGCCUAUUCAUUCAAUCAGACGACUGCGGCGGCGCGUAGUGGAUUCAACCACGGUGGGUAUCUAACCUACGACGUUGCCUCGUACACAAAAUCCGAGCUUUUGGAGUUCCGUAAACGCUUGGCCGCUGAGCUUGAACAGAUCAAGAACCUGAGGGUUCAAAUCGAUUCUGGUCAAUUGAACUUCAACAGUAGCAGUAACAAUCCUAGGUCUCAAGGGAAGCCAAAGAAAUUAUCUGGUAACAAACGGCCUGGAGCUCCAGUUGGAUCUCAUAAGGAGUCAAAGAAACUAUGCAAUGGAUUUCUUGAUAAUGGAAAUUUAGGGGUGGAAAGCGCAAUCGAUUGUGGGGCUAUGUUGAAGGAAUGCAGGCUGAUUUUGACGAAAUUGAUGAAGCACAAGAACGGGUGGAUAUUCAAUAAACCUGUUGAUGCUGCUACUCUGGGGCUUCACGAUUAUCAUCAAAUUGUGAAGCGGCCGAUGGAUCUGGGGACCGUAAAGUCGAAUCUAACAAAGAAUCUGUAUUCUCAUCCUUCUGAAUUUGCUGCUGAUGUGAGGCUGACUUUUAAUAAUGCCUUACUGUACAAUCCAAAAACUGACCAGGUUCACGGCAUGGCAGAGCAGCUAUUAGCGAGUUUCGAGAAAUUGUUUAGUCCAAUUCAGGAGAAGAUUGAUAGUUGUAAUACUCAGCGAAGAGAAAGGGAGCUUCGAGAAUUUUGGGAUAACGAUGAAUUGCAAGGGAAUCAGUGGAAUAAUCCUAGACAGAUUAUGGCUUCAUCCCCCGGAAGGGGAGGAAAGAAAUGUAAGCCAAAAUUGAGCCCGAUUCCAGUUCCUCAGCCUUCAAAGAAGCCGGAGAAAGUGCAGGUGCAAAAUCAUUCUAGCAUUGAAAUGCCUCCCGCCCCUCAGCCUCCGCCACUGAGUCAUCCAGUACAUGCACAAACUCCUUCUCCUGUCAGUGCUCCAUUGCCUGCGAAGGAACAAAAAGUUGGGAGGGUAGGGAUGGUGAAGCAGCCAAAACCGAGGGCAAAGGAUCCGAAUAAGAGGGAGAUGAGUAUGGAGGAGAAGCAUAAACUUGGUAGUGGGCUACAGAGUUUGCCUCAGGAGAAGAUGCCACAAUUGGUUCAGAUUAUAAGGAAAAGGAAUAAGCAUUUGGGGCAAGAUGGUGAUGAAAUUGAGCUUGACAUAGAGGCCCUUGAUACUGAGACUCUUUGGGAAUUGGAUCGGUUUGUGACCAAUUGGAAGAAAAUGGUGAGCAAGACUAAACGACAAGCAUUGAUGAACAACAAUCACGCUGCUGAAGCUACUGCUCCAACCACGCACAAUGUGGAGGACGACAUGGUACUGCUUAAUUCAACAAUGUCAAUACAGUUAGUUACACACAAUUCUUUCAAUAUACUUCAACGGACAGUACGUAAGCUAACGGUUUCGGUACAGAGACCCAGGUCGUUACAAAAAAAUUUUACUAGGAUUCAACUUAAGUCUUACUUAAGGGGAAGGUUACGAGUUCGAAUUCUGAGGGACGCGACAGAAAGCCGUGAGAGACUGAUCAAUGCUUUUGGUGGGAAGCAGAAUAAAGUAGACGCAGUUACAUUUUUUUUCAUUCUUGCACUUCAAUAA